CCACAACCUUAGCACGAGUAGCUUCUAGAGCCGGCAGCCUUUUAAUGAGGGCCCCUGUAAUGUUGCUUCGAUAACCAAACAAGUAAUUGGCAAAAGGCAGUAAGACAACUAGUCUAGGGGUCAGGUGACACAAUUUUAGCAAAAGACCAACAUUGACCCUAGAUCGUACUAAGUAGCACUAAAUAUCCUAUGGUCAUCACCUGUGCCUUACACGUGCACAGGGGACCCUUAUCUGAUCAGCGUUCCAUCUGAUAACUUGACAUCUCCUUCGGCAAGUCGGUUUAUACUUGCUGUUCCCAUUUGCUAGCCACCACUCGUACAUAGAUGAAAGCAUAUUGAGGUCAAUAGUGGACAACAACUAGAUCUGAAAACCAAAAACAAUAUAUUUUGGCUAAAGGACUAAAAGUCUAACUAGAGCUGGUUACCCGCCAAGACCCCAUUUCAGCAUAAAUUCAUAAAACUUCUCAUGAAGAUGUAUAAAUUACUAGCCGUCGCUUUUGCAGGGCAGGUGGGUCUGCCGACUGAUGUUGACCCACGUGCUCGAGAUCUGAAUCCAUUCCCAACCCUAGUUUUGGCCAUGAUGGAGCAGCGAGCAGGUAUCCUUGUAACCAGAAUCAUGCAUCUAUUCGCCCUUGUGCAUACACUACGUACUAACGAGGGAAACUAUCGGUAUAUCUCCAUAGCCAUGCAAGUGUAAGUCGCCAGUGAUGGCAUGAACCCACUAGGGCUAAUUGAUCUCGCUUGAUAGUACUGAGUCUAACCUUCUGCUAUCGAC
Aspergillus pseudotamarii is the source of this 775-nucleotide messenger RNA. RefSeq lists its product as uncharacterized. The coding region runs from base 467 to 697 and encodes 76 amino acids. The transcript has a single exon. The record is from RefSeq and is a predicted model, not a curated record. NCBI's taxonomy places the organism in Eukaryota, Fungi, Ascomycota, Eurotiomycetes, Eurotiales, Aspergillaceae.